Molecule: messenger RNA, 1793 nt
Organism: Fragaria vesca subsp. vesca
Lineage: Eukaryota; Viridiplantae; Streptophyta; Magnoliopsida; Rosales; Rosaceae
Product: peptidyl-prolyl cis-trans isomerase FKBP53-like
Exons: 11
Coding region: 68-1453 (461 amino acids)
Molecular function (GO): peptidyl-prolyl cis-trans isomerase activity
Source: RefSeq, a predicted model, not a curated record
GUCUAGGGUUUAAGAGAAAGCUCCAGAACCACAAGCAGCUCUGCGAGGCCAAACUUGACGAACAGUAAUGGGCGGCUUUUGGGGAAUUGAAGUAAAACCAGGGAAACAGUACCCUAUUGAGUUUCCAGAAGAUGAGGAUGCAAGGCUUAGAAUUACUCAGGCGACUUUAGGCCUCGGGGACUCAAAAGGGAGGAGCAUAGUUCAGUGUUCCGUUGGAGACAAAAGUCCUAUCUUUUUGUGUUCUUUGAUACCCAAGAAGAACGAAUCGUGUGCCUUGAAUCUUGAGUUUGAGGAGGAUGAGGAGGUGGUGACAUUUUCGGUGAUUGGCAAGCAAAGCGUCCAUCUCUCUGGCUUCUUUGAGACCUAUGAUGAAGGCGAAGGCGAACCUGUUGGAGAAGGAUUUGAGUCAGAUUCGUAUGAGGAGGAAAUUGGCGAGUCUGGGUCGGAGGAGUCAUCAGAUUAUGGUAGUGAUGACCAAUAUGAGUUGAUGGAUCGUGAUCUUGACAUUGACCGGCCUUCACAUCCUACCAUAAGUAGAGUUAUAAUUGAAGAGAUAGUGGAUGAUGACGAGCCUACUGAUGGAAAGGGUCAAUCGAAACCUCUACUUGAGAUCAAUCAAUCAAAUGGAUCUGAAGACAAUACAAAAGGUGCUGGUGUUCCUGUUUUGGAAAGUGAAGAUGAAGAUGGCUUUCCGAUAUCCACCAAAAACAAAACGAAAUCAGACACCGACGCUCAAAAAGAUAAAGGAACUUCUAAUAAGUCGAGGAAAGUAAAAGAUGAUGCUGCAGGAUUGAAAAGGAAGGUUGAAAAUACUGACCAAGAUCAUCAAGAAAGGCAAAAGAAAAGUAAGAAAAAGAAGCAACUUAAUGAUGGAAGUACUGGUGAAAAGGAAAAGCAACCUGAGGUCGUGAAGAGCAAAAAUGAGCAUGGACAACUGCUAUCUAAUGAGAAGAGCUCCGACAUCAAAAUGGUUUCUGUUCCUACUGAGAAUCACGCAGAGGAGAAAAAGAAGAACAAGAAGAACAAGAAGAAAUCCCAGGAGACUGAAGAAAAAACUAAUGCCGAUCAAACUGCUGCUGACGUGGGAAAAAGCAAUGGCAAGUCAUCUAAAGUGAGAACCUUUCCAAAUGGAUUGAUUAUUGAGGAUGUAGCUAUGGGUCGACCAGAUGGCAAAAGAGCUGAUCUGGGGAAGAAGGUCAGUGUUCGCUACAUUGGCAAGCUAAAGAAUGGGAAACAAUUUGAUGCAAAUGUAAAAGGGCCACCAUUCAAAUUCACAUUAGGUGUAGGACAAGUUAUAGCAGGAUGGGAUGUUGGGGUUAAAGGCAUGCGUGUUGGGGAUAAAAGAAGACUUACUGUUCCACCAUCAAUGGGGUAUGGACACAAAGGUGCUCCCCCUUCAAUACCACCAAACUCAUGGCUCGUGUUUGAUGUCGAGUUGGUUGCUGUUAAUUGAUUCAGCUGCAGUCAUUCCUCCAGUUUUGAAGUUUUGUUCUGUUCUUUUGGCUGGGCAGCCUGUGUGGAGAAAACAGGGCAUCGGUUUUUGCUUUAUAGCCACAGAUCUAUGAAACAUCGGUUGAUGCCAGUUUUGAAGACAUGUGAGCAUGUUGAUGAGUUUAAGAUCGGUUGGUCGUAUUACUAAACCAUAAUUCCUGUGAUUUAACCUUUGAAACAUUUGUAUGAUGUUCCUAUUUUGAAUUCGUACCCUACUUUAGUCAGCAUUCACAAAUUUAAGAAAAAGUUUGGAAGGAUAUUUACAUUCAAGAAAUAUUUGAGAAGAUGGUUUAAAAUUUCAA